Dicentrarchus labrax (European seabass) is the source of this 5697-nucleotide messenger RNA. RefSeq names its product farnesyl-diphosphate farnesyltransferase 1 (gene fdft1). Gene Ontology annotation, cellular component: endoplasmic reticulum membrane. Lineage: Eukaryota; Metazoa; Chordata; Actinopteri; Moronidae. The transcript has 7 exons. Bases 2567 to 4021 code for a protein of 484 amino acids. Gene Ontology annotation, molecular function: squalene synthase [NAD(P)H] activity. The record is from RefSeq and is a predicted model, not a curated record. Gene Ontology annotation, biological process: cholesterol biosynthetic process; farnesyl diphosphate metabolic process.
UGAGGUUCAGCCUCGCGGAUCGAGCACAUAAUGUUCCCCUUUCAAUAGCAUCUGCACGGACCGCGACACGGAAACCCGCAUUGGCCUAUUAAUAAGUAGGACUGUACACGCUUAGUGGAGACAACCUGCAUUGUAAUGGAUUGACCUAUAUGGUGGUCAGUUUUUCUCCUUCAUGAGCCGAUGGAAACAGACUCAGCUAGUUGGACUAAUUAGAUCUGUGUUCGUUCUCUCUCUCUCUCUCUCUCUCUCUCUCUCUCUCUCUCUCUCCUGUGUUGGCUCUGAUGCACACGGGCAGAUAUGACCAUUGACUCGGGAUUUACGUUACAUAAUGAGCUUGGAGGGUUCAGCGGCGGGGAGAGAUGCUGUGCGCAUGUUUGACGGAUAAUCCCACUGUUUUAACACCAAUGUGACCCAGAGAGAGAGAGAGAGAGACUGCACAUGCUGCAACAUGAGUUUUUAUUAGACAAAAGUAAACUCAUUACUCAUUCAUAGUCUGUGUAUGUGAUUUUUAGGAUUGUCUGGAGAGGGACCUUAAAAUGAGUGUAAAUAGGCCUAAGUGCUACUAUGAAAUUACCAAACCAGGCAGCUAACAAUGGAUGAUACCAGCUGUUGAACAGGUGUUACAUCUUUCUCUCUGACCAGUCAGAUUCUGUGACACCAUCAGGAAUAUGGGCUAAUCAAUGUUUGCUUGUUCCAGACCUCUGACCGCCCAACACUAUUGUUCAAACACUAUUUUUUUAGGAUACUUAAGGCCAGUGUGGAGGAUUUAGUGGUAUCUAACAGUGACGUUGCAGAUUGCAGACCAUCUGAAUACAGCUCAGCCUUCCAAGCGUGCAGGAGAAAGUACGGUGGCUGUGAAAACUCAUGAAAAAGCACAAGGCCCUAUCUAUAGCCAGUGUUUGGUUUGUCUCUUCCUGGCUACUGUACAGAAGAAACUCUGUAGUAGCCCGCUCCCUCUGUUGGUACAAAAUGUUUAUUCUAGGAUAAUAAAAACACAACAAUUCAUAUUUUCAGGUGAUUAUACACUAAUGAAAACAUAUCUAUGGAUAUUUAAUCAAUUUCUGCCAGUGAGCCUCCUAAAUGUGACACACUGGACCUUUUUAAAGUAAAAACAAAAUGACAAUUCAGUUCAACUAUCAGGCUAAUUUAAAGGUUUUUGCAGUGAUUAUUUAAAAUAUUUUAGUUUUACCUCAAGUGGUGACCUCAUAACAUUUGAGUCACAAAUGUAGAUUAUAUUGAUAAAGCAACCUAUCUGUAAAUAUUUCCUGUUAAUAUUUAGUCAAAGCAUCAGGUACAGGUUACAGAUUUUACUGUAACAGGUGUAUCUACACCAACAUCCUACUGCUCUUCCCACAGUGGGCUAAAGUUGAAACAUGAUCAGCCUAUGUGAUUGGCUGACUGCUGAUCAUGUGACUGCAGUUACAGGAGGCUGUUCUGAACCCUCCCAACAUGCACUGGGAUAUGUUCAUGUAUUUCUAUGGGUGUCAUGUUUCCACUGUUUCAUAACUCUUAAACAAUUAGAUAUUACCAGUGAACGUGGUUCCAUAAUGGAUGAUGUUGAGUGCAUGAUUCUUCCCAAUGGACAUUUUGAUUGCAUUAACAAUCUCCAGCAAAGUGAGUUAUGAAGUUAAUCAUCAGUUAAUCACAAGUGGUAGUGUUCAAAUGACACAUUUCCAUUUGAAUGUCAGAUUAACUACAUUUUGGCUUGGUUCUCUAUUAGUGUACACACUUUAAUUUUGUUUUAUAUUCUAUCAUGUAUAGUAGUGCAUAAACUCUUCAUUAUGAAGAUUAAAUUGUUAUAAUUACACCAACAAAUUAUAGUGACUUCUUAGUUACCUGCAUGUGCUCAUCUAAAAUCAUAAAUAUAUCAAUGCUCUUUCAUUAGCACAAAGCAAUAUUAUUCAUGAACAUCUCGAUUAUGAUCCAGCAAGCUUUCAAUAACCUGCAGGUUUGUUGCUCUGGCAACAGUUUAAAAUCAAUUUUAAGAAGCUUUAAAGCUACAAUUGUCUAUUCUAAUCUGGACAUUUAUGCAUGCACGAAAACAGUGCCCUGCACUUUUUAUUAUGAUAUAUUAAUCCUAAAAAAGAUGGAAGCAAAAAGCUUUUAUGCAUGCGUGCAUGACUUAAACCCAAACACACAGGAGUCCCUCAGUCAUGACUGAAGAAAAACCCUGUUUUGUUUUUUACACGUUUUACAUGCGUGUGUGGUAACAACCACCAGGAGCCAAAAUAAGCUCAUUGCAAAAGCAGACAUUAAGACUCGUGUGUGUUUCUAAUGUCACUUUCUGCUCUGAUGCAGUAGCCUACUGUGUGUUCACACUGCUCCACUUCCUCGCUACAGGCGCAGAUUAGGAAACACGCUGUAUGUAACGCUGUGUUGUUUUGGAAGGUGGGAGGAGCGGCGCAGUCACAACAGCAGAUCUCCAAACGCUGUGCGCAGACCUCGCUCACCUUCACACGGAGGUCGGGCUGUUUGCAGAUCAGCGGAGCGCUUUGUUUUGACGCUCACAAACGUCCUCCUAAAAUUGUUUCCCCUCGCUCGACCUCUCCGCUCGCGUGUCCUCUACAUGGACUGCGUGUUUCAAACGUCGACAUGGACAGGGUCGGAUUAUAGCUGCAGGGUUCGGUCGUGCUGUCAGGUUAUUCGUAUGGCCGGAGCUUGUUGCAAGUGUCCGGUCUCUCUGUCCGUGUUGAAGCGCUCUCUCUCGGUGGCUCCGCGGGGCUGCGGAUCCGCUCCUCGGUCCCUCCUUCUGGGCUGGAGGCUGGGGGAGCGAGGCCUGCAGGAGGCCGCCCGACCCUCCAGCGCCCUCAGACCCGCAGGCUUUUACCGACACACCACCUUCCUCUGUCUCUCCUGCCAGGAGUCCAUGAGUGAGAGUCUGCGGACCUGCUACCUGUACCUGAACCAGACCAGCCGGAGUUUUGCAGCCGUGAUUCAAGCGCUGGACGGGGAGUUGAGACAUGCAGUUUGUAUUUUCUACCUGGUACUGCGAGCGCUGGACACAGUGGAGGACGACAUGAGCAUCCCUCUGGAUAAGAAGGUCCCCAUGCUGAACGAUUUCCACACCUACCUGUACCAGGACGAGUGGUGCUUCACUGAGAGCCAGGAGAAAGACCGACAGGUUCUGGAAGAUUUCCCCACGAUAUCCCUGGAAUUCAGAAACCUCGCUCAGGAGUACAGAGACGUCAUCUCAGACAUCUGCCACCGUAUGGGAGUGGGAAUGGCUGAAUUCCUGGAAAAGAAAGUGGGAUCCAUGAAGGAGUGGGACUUGUAUUGCCACUUUGUGGCCGGGCUUGUCGGUAUCGGUCUGUCUCAGCUGUUCUCUGCGUCCAAGCUGGAGGACCCGGAGGUGGGCCGGGACACGGAGCUGGCCAACUCCAUGGGCCUGUUCCUCCAGAAGACUAACAUCAUCCGAGACUAUCUAGAGGACACACAAGAGGGACGUGCCUUCUGGCCACAAGAGGCUUGGAGUCAGUUUGCCGGUCGUCUGGAAGACUUGGCCCAGCCAGAGAAGCUGGAGUCGGCUCUCUCCUGUCUCAACCUGCUAGUCACCGAUGCUCUACGACACGUCCCGGAUGUUAUCGCCUACCUGUCCCGCCUGCGCAACCAGAGCGUUUUCAAUUUCUGUGCCAUUCCACAGGUGAUGGCUAUAGCUACACUAUCGACAUGCUACAACAACCCCAUGGUGUUCCAGGGAGUAGUGAAGAUCAGAAAGGGACAGGCGGUCACACUCAUGAUGGAAGCCACCAACAUGAGAGCAGUGCAGACCAUCAUCGGCCAGUACAGCCAGGAGAUUUUACAGAAGGUCUCCCUCACUGACCCUUCACGGGACAAGACCCUGCACAUCCUGGCUCUAAUCCAAGAGAAGUCCGCCCUGUCACAGUCCAGCCUCCCCUCUAGAACCCACCACCUGUCGCCCAUGUACCUGUCUGCCGCCAUGCUGCUCGCCGCCCUCAGCUGGCAGUACCUCAGCACCACUGCAGCACAGGCACAGGGCACAGGCGACAUGCAGGGACAAUGAACCCAUUUACGCUCACCUUUCCUGGGGCCCACAGACUCAGAAAAAGCCUCUUUGCUUGCUAUGGAGGUCCUGUUCUCCUCUGACUAAAGGAAUCUGAAACACUUCUUCCCACUUUACCCUCUUACCCUCUGGCCGUUACAGGACCAUGGACAUAUUUAGACUGUGGAGGGGUUCUGGUAGCAGGUUGAUCUCAUUAGGUUGUUUGAUUGUGAUUUUUAGUCCAUCCUGCAUCUGGAUCAGUUAUUUACACACAGUGUUGUGUGGUUAUAUUCACCAGCAUAAAUGGCACAUUGAAACAAUUCAGGGCGUUUUGUUGUUUGACGUUUAUGUUGAUUGUGUUCUUUUUUUUGUUUUAAACAUUUUGACCCUUUGAAUUGAGUGAAAUUAUUCGGCAUAUUUGAAUAUUUCAAGAGAGAAACUGAUCAAAUGAAUUCAUUGUUUUGUCAUUAAAAUUAAUAAUAAUUGUCUUCCUUAAAGUUUGUUAAUAUGGUGAAAUGCACCAUGUGUGACUGCCCAUUUCAGGAUUUGGAGAGAACAUUGUCACCAAACUUAAUUAAAGGGGACCUGUUAUUUCCAGCGCUAUAUUUUUAUUCUAGGGAACCACUAGAGUAGCUUUAAUAGUUUCUGGUCUUCCCUCUGGACUUUGGGCUGCCCUGCUUUAAUUUUUCAUUAUUUACAGUUUCCUGAUGGACCGAUAGUAGUUAGCUAACUGCUGCAAACUGUUCCUGCUGUUCAGUAGUUAAUUGUGCAACUAGUAGUCUUAUUAGCUGACUGGCAGACUGGAAGCUCAGAGCACCAGGGGAGUGUUUAACGUUACGUCUCUGGAACAGGAACUUUAAACCGCCUGCGGUGGUGCCUGAAGGUCCAAGUAUGUCAGUCAGUAGCAGUUAGCAGUUGGCUACUUUAGCAGUAAGUAAUGCUAAAUGUCCAUCAGUAAACAACGUAAAUCACAGAGGAGCCAGAGGACAUCGGAGAGAGAAACAGAAACCGUUGAACUUUCACAUACAACCAAAAAAGCCUUUUCUGCAAGACAAAAACUUGAGCUGAACGUCGGCUUGUUGCACAGUGGAAAAAAUAGUUUUUGCUCACAGGGAAUAACUUUAACAUAUUAACCUUAUUAUCUGACAUUCUAACAAUAUAUAUAUAUAUAACAGAAAAUAAGGGAAAUCAUAUAAUAGAAAGCAUAAUAGGUCCCCUUUAAGUUUGUGGUUGAUUUUGUGUCAAAUUUUCGUUUUGUUUUUUUGUUUAGCUUACAGAAGAAACUCAAAUGAACUGUUACACGUUCCAAUAGACACACAGUAUGUUAACAUAGACGACAGAAUCCACUCACAGUAGAGCUUAAUUUCAACACUUUAUGUCUGUGUUCUAUUUCAACUCUGUGUCCUUAGGAAAAAUAAAUAGGAAAAAAAGAACAGACGGUGCAAUUUCAAGGUAGUUUUGACUGUUUAAAUGAUUAUGGGAGAGAAAAUGUAAUUUCUAAUACAUUUGAUGUCUGAAAGAAAUGCAUAUUGAGACUGCUAGCUAAAGUGUCCUUAAUGCAGCUUUGGUGAGUAGAAAGGCUAGCACAGAGUAACCUUGUACAGAACCAAAGGAGAGCUACAAACAUUGCUAUGUAAUGUGAAAGUUUGAUUUGUACAUAUUUGAACAAAUAAACAGAUGAAGUAAAAGAAUGUAAA